CACAUUUUAAUGCAUUGUUGAACUCUUUGACAGCUGAAAAAAACCUGGAGUUAAAGCAACUAGAAGCUACUUUUUGAGAGGAAUUAUGAGACACGUGGAGCUGUGAUUUUGUUUACCAAUUGACAGCUGACAAGUCAGGAGGAGAUGGAGAACAAGGCGAUGUAUCUGAGCACGUAUGAAGAGAGAGAGAGCGGCUCCAUGUAUGAAGAGGCCUACGAUGGACACAACCUGUCCAAGCUCAACCUGUGUGAUGAAGGUUCUGGAAAGCGUCGCAGGAAGCAGGAUCAGUGCUGUGCUCACCUGAACUCCCUCUCUGCCAUCAAGUACGCCAUCGUCUCCCUCUACAUCCUGGUACUUCUCACCAUCUUCGGACUCUGCUUGGCAGUCUCUCGUUCCCAGGUUUCCUCUCAGCACCAGCAGGUUCUGAUGGAGAACGUGACCCGGAUGUCGGAGCGCUCUCAGCGGCUGCAGCAGACUCUGGGCGAGCCGUCCACCCAGGCCGACCUGCUGGAGAACAUCUGGAAACUGGAGAACCUCUUCCAGAACCACAGCGACUGGCUGCAGAGGCUGGAGAUCCUCAUCAAGGGCCUGGAGGUGGAGCUGAGGAACCUCCAGUCUAACUCCCUUCAGUCGGAGGGCUACCUGGUGCAGCUGGACGACAGGUUGUCCUCCCUGAGCAGCUCCACCGGGAGGAACCUGACGAGCCUCAGUGUGGAGGUGACCCGAGCCUCCACCUGGCUCCACGACCAGGACCUCUUGUUCAGGGAAGCCUCAGGUCAGGUGAGCUGGCUGAGAGAGAAACUGGACGAGGUCAACUGGACGGUGGGAGCUGUCAAUCACACCUUCAGCAAUGACAUCAGUAUUCAUCACCUGAAGAUACAAGACUUACAGAUCCAGAUCAGCAACAUCACAGAGGACACCAGCAGCCUUUGGGUGACCCACGUCCACACGGAGGCCGAGCUGAGGAACGAGAUGGAGAUCCUGAACACCAUCACAGAGGACCUGCGUCUGAAGGACUGGGAGCACUCCCUGGCUCUGAAGAACUUCACCAUAUUCGAAGGUCCUCCGGGUCCAAAGGGAGAUAAGGGAGAUCCUGGGAAGGCAGGACCCCCCGGGGCUCCUGGACUGACAGGAUUGAGAGGGUUCACCGGAGAAAAAGGGAUGAUGGGCAGCCGGGGAAUUAAAGGCUCUGUCGGAGUCGACGGUUUCCAGGGAGAGAAAGGAGACAUCGGACAACCUGGUCCCAGAGGCGACAGAGGAGAGAGAGGGUUCAGGGGGGAGAAAGGGGAUCGAGGAGACCGAGGAGAUAAAACGGGAACACGAUACAUGUGCAGCAGAUAUGAUGUGGAGGAGACGCUGGUGCGGCUGGUGAACGGGUCGGGUCUUCAUGAAGGUCGCGUGGAGGUUUUCCACGAGCGUCGCUGGGGGACGAUCUGUGACGACGUCUGGGACCAGAAGGACGGAGACGUGGUGUGCCGGAUGCUGGGAUACCGAGGAGCUGCAGAGGUCCAUAAGACAGGACGCUUCGGACAGGGUACCGGUCUGAUCUGGAUGGAUGACGUCGCGUGUGCCGGGACUGAAGACACCAUCCACCAGUGUAAGUUUUCCGGCUGGGGAAAAACCAACUGCGGCCAUGUGGAGGAUGCUGGAGUCACGUGUGCCGUCUAAAACCUUUACGAUCACUCCUGUAGAGGCAAAGUGACCCCCCCCCAAAAAGUGCCUUAAACGUUGAAGGAGCUCCAAGAUGCACAACAUUACCCGCAGAGUGUGUUACGUGCAAAAGACAAUGACACACCUCUACGUCGAACUACAUUUUUUUUUAGAAGUUCACGAUGGGAUUGUUUUAGCAGGACUGAAUCACAAGGGCUAAAGAAAAUGCAACACUUUUCAAACUGUCAGCGACCGUGUGAGCUGGAGACGAUCGCAUGACAGGACUCUUCAUCAGACUUAUUGCAGAGUUCAUCUGUCUUCAAUGGAGGCCAAAGGUCAGCUUUAACAGCGUCUAUCUGCCCCCAGAGGAUCGCAGGGGUCAUGUUUGAUGUUUUGACUUCAAGUGUGGAUUAGAAGCUAAUACAACAACGCCAUCACCCCCGAGUCCUCAUUCGUCUCCAAGGUUCGGAGGAGUUGAAACGAACGGCACAUAAAGAAACUGACAGGACAGAGUCGAUCACAAACUCACUUUCCAUUUACGAGCAGCUGCUCUUCACAGUAUUAUAUGGCUGUCAAGCUAUACUAAACACACAGUGUUGCCUUAUUAUUCAUUAUAUAUCAUUUCCUAGGAAGCAAUCUUUUGAUGGUUUGCAGGUCAAAGCUUAAUAGCCACCAUUUACAUCGAGUGUUACUCACAAAAUGCAUUGUGUGUCCCCUUUCUACUUCUUCGUAAAACCUUUGCAAAGCAGGUUAAGUAUGAACAUUUUUAAUCAUGCUUUGUCAACAUCCAGGUUUUAUGGAGCGGGCUUCUUCUUCCUUGGCUUUGUUGGCAAAAUGCUAUAUUUUGCGCUUUACCGCCAAUAACUGACGAUCAGAUUAACAGUGUCAAACAGCUGUGACUCAAAUCGGACGCCACUUGUAAAACAUUAGGGUUACUAGUGGUAAAAUACUCCACAGUGCACCUCUUUCUAACCUAUAUGUGUACAUGUUAUACACAGAAGUAUUACCUACAGCAGGGGUGUCAAACUCAAGGCCCGGGGGCCAAAUCCGGCCCGCGUCUUCAUUUGAUGUGGCCCCACAAGAGCUUGCAAAGAAUAUAAUAUGUUUAUUAUACGGUUACAUGCUACU
Messenger RNA from Gymnodraco acuticeps, 2778 nucleotides. It is a transcript of the gene scara5, whose product is annotated as scavenger receptor class A, member 5 (putative). Gene Ontology annotation, biological process: iron ion transmembrane transport. Gene Ontology annotation, cellular component: plasma membrane. The record is from RefSeq and is a predicted model, not a curated record. The transcript is spliced from 13 exons. The coding region runs from base 145 to 1668 and encodes 507 amino acids. Gene Ontology annotation, molecular function: ferritin receptor activity. NCBI's taxonomy places the organism in Eukaryota, Metazoa, Chordata, Actinopteri, Perciformes, Bathydraconidae.